Molecule: messenger RNA, 873 nt
Organism: Lingula anatina
Lineage: Eukaryota; Metazoa; Brachiopoda; Lingulata; Lingulida; Lingulidae
Product: calcium-activated chloride channel regulator 1-like
Source: RefSeq, a predicted model, not a curated record
AUGAAGCUUUUCACGCAACUCGUUUUGAAUGACUUGGCUAUUACCUCUUCAGCAAACAGCAUACAGGACGAUAUCACCUACAAGCCUGUAGAACCAUUUCAGCGUUCUGACAGUGGAGGUUUGUUUACCGUUAAGAAUCUCCCAACUUCGACGUCUGGUUCAGAACCACCUGACCUGUACCCUCCUGGCAGAAUCUACGACCUGGUGCUGGUAGCAGUUAACACUGAGGACAAAACUGUUACCUUGUCCUGGACAGCGACUGGUGAUGAUCUGGACCAAGGAAAUGCAUCGAGUUACAUUAUUCGCUACAGCACAUCAGUCUCACAACUCCGACUUAACUUCAGUAACACAUAUAUACUCCUUGACAAGGAUCUUAUCCAGGGAAAACUUGAUUCACCCUUGCCAGCAGGUGCAAAAGAAACUUUUCUCGUCCAAUUCAACCAAACAGUCAAAUCAAAUAUCACGUAUUUCAUUGCGCUAUUGGCAUUAGAUGACAAAAAUCAGACAGGACAAUUGUCGAAUAUCGUCUCGGUAUCUUUUGUCUACAGUUAUCCGUUACCCCCAGCAGCGCCAGUAACAAGCACGGAAGCAACCACUGAAGCAAUAACCACAACAACUGUGUAUACUACCCAAGAAAGUACUACAAAUGAACCAACGACCCAUGGAAGAACAACUGAGCCAACUUCUCAAGAGAUCACAACAACUGAGUCGACGACUCAAGCGAGCACAACAUUUGAGCCAACGACUCUAGAGAUCACAACAACUGAGCCAACUACUCAGGAAGCCACAACAACAGAGCCAAAGUCAAACAUCGUGUCUGUUUCUUUUGUCUACAGCAACCCCUUUCCUUCCCCCGAUAUAGCAACAACAUGA